This is a messenger RNA of Bolinopsis microptera, 2132 nucleotides long. RefSeq names its product DDB1- and CUL4-associated factor 8-like. NCBI's taxonomy places the organism in Eukaryota, Metazoa, Ctenophora, Tentaculata, Lobata, Bolinopsidae. The transcript is spliced from 5 exons. Gene Ontology annotation, molecular function: protein binding. The coding region runs from base 190 to 825 and encodes 211 amino acids. Gene Ontology annotation, cellular component: cytoplasm; Cul4-RING E3 ubiquitin ligase complex. The record is from RefSeq and is a predicted model, not a curated record.
UGGGGUUUGUGGGCUGGGAAAAUGGGCAGUUCUUAUGAAAAAUAUGGCAAAAAUCUAGAGUAUUUGUUUCUUCGGGCUUUGGUGUUUAGGGUUGUUAAAGUGCGCGGCUACAUAUACUGGUAAGGUUAAAAGCAGCUGUCGACUGGUACAAUACUAUGAUGUCAUGGUAUGAUGUCAUGGUAAAAUAUCAUGACGUCAUCAUCGCAGGUUUCAACGGAGACUUGGUUACACGACCUCAGAAACCCAGCUACCCCGGCUCUCAUCUACAAUCCACUCUCGCAAGAAGAGGACAGUGACAAUGAGACUGAGGAUCACGCUGAGUUAGACACCGGAACCUGCUGCAAGUUCAAUUACAACGGAAGUUCACUGAUAGUAAGUUACAACAACGACACGAUAUAUCUGUACAACACGCACGAUAACACGGAGUACAAGCACAAGUACACGGGACACCGAAAUCAUGACACAGUUAAAGGAGUCAACUUCUACGGGCUCAACUCUGAGUAUGUCAUGUCAGGCAGUGAUUGCGGGCAUAUAUUUCUGUGGAACACAACAACAGAGGACAUAGUACAGUGUCUAGUAGGGGAGGAGGAUGGUAUAGUUAACGUCCUCGAGUUUAACCCUUACAGUCCGAUGAUAGCGAGUUCUGGUUUAGAGCAUUGUGUUAAGAUCUGGACUCCUAAUCUGGAAGAUGAAACUCAGCUGAGUAAUCUUAGUGAGAUCGUGGAGAAGAAUGCGUCACGUGACUCCCUGUCACAUGAUGUUCUCACCAUCUUCUUAUCGAGAAUGAGCGGUGAGGAAUUACAGAACAGCUGUCGACAGAGUUGAAAUAUUUAAUCACCGAAUUAUUACUGAUUACAACUAGUAAAUAACUAAAAAUUAGUUCAGAAUAUGGGAGUUGAGGAGUGAGGACACGUGGUUUGUACGUGGUUUGCACGUGGUUUGCACGUGGUUUGCACGUGGUUUGCACGUGGUUUACUGGCUGAUGAAGGGAUUGUGUUGUUGAUAUUUUCACUAUCAGAAAUAACUUAAUAGAGAAUAGCCAGAGUUCUUUGGCCGGGCUUGUUUUGCUUACGGGAAUCUAUAGUAAGGGGUCGUUCACAUAUUACGUAAUCAUUUUUUGGAACAUUUUAACCCCCCCCCCCCCCCCCCCCCUCCGUAAUCAGUUUUACACAUAGCUAUUGUGUCAAAAUUACACUAGCGUAAUCAUUCGGAAACCCCCUUCCCCCUCAGCUGAUUACGUAAUAUGUGAACGACCCCUAAUUAAUGCAAAUAUACAAAUAAUACGAAUGAUGCUGAAUGAUAAUAAGAUUAACAAUAAAUUGUAAUAAUGUACAAUUAUUGAGGUAGGACUUAUACUCAGCAGUGUUUAAUCUAAACAUGCCACAAAUUAACUUAAAUAAUAGGUAAGGACUUGAAAGAUAUGCUUGAAAACAUAUCGUUAAUGCCUGUGGAAGAGUAAUCUGUAGUAUACUUAUAUCUAAAGAUCGAACACCGAUUAUGACCAAAAGAAUUACGGGAUCUUUAACAUGUUACGCUUAAGGGUGAAGAGGGUUUGGAAAUCGUUAUUCUAUUUAUUUCCACACAACUUUAAGUGUAUUAUUGCUGAUCACGGAGGGGAUUACAAAUGGUCAACAUCUGUCACGUCAUGUAAUAACCCAGGUAAUCAAGAUCAAACCGUUAGAUAUGUUAUCUGAAUCAUCAUUCAACUUUAACCUCUUAAAUUUAGAUUUAUGGACAGCCCAAGGAAUCGUUCGCGGUUCGCAUAUUAUAAGUAUAUAAAUUAUUUAUAUACUUAUAAUAUGCGAACCGCGAACGAUUCCUUGGGCUGUCCAUAAAUCUAAAUUUAAGAGGUUAAAGUUGAAUGAUGAUUCAGAUAACAUAUCUAACGGUUUGAUCUUGAUUACCUGGGUUAUGCUUAACGUUGUAGGUUUUUUGGAGGUCUUAAACAUUAAUCUGAAGGUAAUAUGUUGUUUUAAAAGAAUUUUGUCGCUAUCAAAAUCACCUUAAUUGAUUUUUGGUGAUCUUAUAAUUGAAACCCGCCGCUUUUUGAGUUUUUCAGUGGGUGCCAAAUUUAAAAUAAUUUUGUCUUAUUUGCUGUAAAAAUUGUUUUUAUGUAAUUUAUAAUUUUUAAA